Adineta ricciae is the source of this 543-nucleotide messenger RNA. The record is from the annotation of a GenBank genome assembly. Lineage: Eukaryota; Metazoa; Rotifera; Eurotatoria; Adinetida; Adinetidae.
AUGAAGAAAGUCUCAUCGAAUCUAUUGUCUUUCAUCGAUUUGUGGACAUACGAAAUUGCGAAAUAUUCGACAAGCAAUGAACUACAAUGGUCAUUUAUAUUUGAAGAUGAUGUAAAUUUCGUUCCUCCAUCGAACUUUUCUCUCAAGACUUAUAUAAACGCAAUAGAACAACUAAUGGACCAUCCAGAAAUUCAAUCAAAACAUGGCUUUUUCUACUUAGGAAUCUGUGGUCCAACUUUUUCUAAUAACAGUUCUCUCUUAACUAACAAAGAGUCGAAUAACACGCUUGUCAGCAGGAAAGGCUACGGAUGGUGUUCACAUGCGAUGAGUAUAACAACAAAACGAGCACGAGAUUUUUGGUUUCAUAUGUCAUCAUAUCGUCCAAGUCCCGAAGGAGGCAUUGAUUUGUAUCUAAGACAGUACUCAAUUCAAAGUAAAAACGAAUAUUACAUUCUCGGAUCCAAUGUGCAUUGGCCAUCUAACACAGGACAUUUUGGAAUAGCAUACCAAGAUCGAAAACGAUUUCGAUCGAGAAUGAAUUAG